AUGUCGAGAACAAUACAUACAGAAGGUGCAAGAAUAUUAGAUUCCUUUCAACCCUUUCAAAUACCACCUAAUUUACUACUCGACCAGCCAUCGGUCAAUCCCACCAACGGACCUAUGCAAUAUUACCAAAGCCGUUCGCUGGGUCGAUCGACUUUUCAAUCUGGCUCUCAUGUGCUGUCUUGUAGCUUUUAUGAAAUUGUAAAAUAUCAAGUGCCUACUGUAUCCACCACCACCAUUCGCGUAGAAGAUGAAGUCGAAGAUCUGUUACAAUCAAGUCAAGACCCUACUCAGCCACUUUUGUCAGAUACGAUGCUAUUGGAUCCACCCGCUGCAGACGAUACGGCCGCAAACAAUCGUCAUGAUACCAACAACCACAACAGCAGUCGUACGAGUAGCGCUAGUAGUAGUAGUAGUAGUAGUAGUAGUAGUAGUAGUAGUAAUAUGGAGAACGAUAAACAAAAGGAACAGGUCAUGGGUCGAGCUAUCAUUUUCACAGCGGACAAGGAAGUCUCUACUCCUUCAGCCUUCUCUUUGUCUUCUUCUUCUUCUUCUUCUCUUUCACUUUCCCCUGAACAAAGGUUUUAUAUGUUUCCUCGUGAUGCUGUCACAGAAUGCUUAACCACAACUGCCCCACAUAAGUUGAUAUUCUCGUUCUUUCCACACAACAAAAAUGUAGCAUGCGAUUGCCUAUCUUCAUUUGAAAUGGAUGAGCCAUCCUCUUUCAGUACGAAAUUAGAAGAAUUUGCUGCUGUUUGCAGUCAUAGUGAUCGGUUAACGCUCUCCAAUCUGAGUAGACAUCAACCUCAUGCACGUAACAUGAUACUCACGGAUGCAUCAGAAGAGUUGUACCAGUCUAUCAAACAGAUGGUCUAUGGCUAUGAAACGAUGUGUCAAAAUAUGUUGGAACUUAUGAAGCUGCAUAAUGAAAGAGUCACCUAUUAUAAAACAAAACUGGGCAUCUUUUUGGAACGAACAGCGUCUUUACAGCAGCAGCAACAUCCAUUCGAUGCGGUGGAGGAUCCCAUGACGACCCCCCACCACCACCACCACCACUACGAGAGAAAAAGCCAUGGAUGGCCUUCAGAUCAAGAACGUCAAGGACGGACAGCAUUCAACCGAUCUCCAUCCUCAACAUUCACCAGCGACAUGGAGACAUUGAAAGGAAAACAGAGUACAAGAAAAGCGAAUAAAGAAGCAAACAACGUCAAUGCGAACCAAAUGAAAAAAUGCCUUUAUUGUGGCUCAAAAACAACGCCCAUGUGGCGAAGAGGUCCGCAGGGCGCAGGUACUCUCUGUAAUGCUUGUGGCGUGAAAUGGAAACAUGGUAAAAUAUUGAACGGCAAAGAUUCGCCCACAACAGCCACAUCAGCCAACAGUUACAGCAAGUCCACUACGACGACUACAGCGACCACCCAUACGGCGACAAUGACAACCGCUGCUGCUUCUUCUUCUUCUUCUUCUUCUUCUUCUUCUACACCGACAAUCACAAGUAAAAAAAUCGGUAAAAGAGAUACAAAAAAGCGGCGGAUGACGAGUAGUAACAGCACCUAUACCACCCGAAACAAUCAGAAACAACAACAUCAUCACCCUAGUAGCAACAGUACGCCGACAAGGACGACACCGCAGACAAGACAACAACAACAACAACAACAACACCCACCGUAUCCAUCUUACGAACAUGACGUAGAUGUAUUCGGAUCCUCCUCGUCUUCUUCUUCUUUACAUCAAGCAAUACAACAACAACAACACCAACACCAACACCACCGCUCAUUUUCAGCGUCCCAUAGUCCGCUAGAGUCGUCCUCUUCCUCAUCCAGUACUUCCCCGGCCGUGACAAAAUUAUUAGAUCAACAACAACACCAUGCAUUAGCAGAGGACGAUAAAGGAAGUAGAGAUUCCUUAAGCUCGUUUGACCCUGAUAGUUUGUCUGUUUUCAUCGGCGAAGAUGCCGUCGAAGCAGCUGCUGUACUUGCGCUGUUGAAAAGCAGUUGA
Molecule: messenger RNA, 1992 nt
Organism: Mycotypha africana
Lineage: Eukaryota; Fungi; Mucoromycota; Mucoromycetes; Mucorales; Mycotyphaceae
Exons: 4
Coding region: 1-1992 (663 amino acids)
Biological process (GO): regulation of DNA-templated transcription
Molecular function (GO): sequence-specific DNA binding; zinc ion binding
Source: RefSeq, a predicted model, not a curated record